AUGGCAGCGUGUCAGAGAGCAGCUCUGGGCCGAACGCUGAUGCUGCUGGCAGCCGCGCUCCUCUCACCUGCGCUCACUGUCUUGGGCAACGACAUCCUUGGCCCGAAGGUGGCAGGAGAUCCGGUUCUGACGCCCAAUGCAGUGUGUUUACGACUGGCGGGCCUGAGUAAGCGCCAGAUGCGGCUGUGUGUGAGCAGUCCUGACGUCACGGCCUCUGCGCUGCAGGGUAUACAGGUGGCCAUUCACGAGUGCCAGCACCAGCUCAGAGACCAGCGGUGGAACUGCUCCUCGCUAGAGAACCACGGCAAGGUGCAACAUCAGAGCGCCAUCCUCAACAGGGGUUUCAAAGAAAGUGCCUUCUCUCUGGCUGUGCUAGCCGCUGGUGUGGCUCACUCGGUGGCUACAGCCUGCAGCAUGGGCAAACUCAGCAACUGUGGCUGCGAUGCUAAGCGUCGGGUAGACGAUGACAAAAUUCGCCUUAAGCUAACUCAGCUGCAGCUUCAGACCCUGCAGAGGAACGGACUGAACCUGGUGGGAACAAGCAGCCACGCGCUCGGAUUAAAAAACAAUCACAGCAGGACACCACCCUACCUGCACUCAGCUCAUCCCGCUAGCCUCCUGAAAACUCUGCCGGAGGAGCUCACAUCGCUGCAGGAGACCUGGGAGUGGCGCGGCUGCAGUCACGAUGCCAGGUUCGGCAUGCGCUUUUCCCGGGACUGGCUGAACUCCAGGGGGUCCUCUCGGGAUAUACACGCCCGAAUGAAAAUGCACAACAGUCGAGUUGGCAGGCAGAUCGUGACUGACAACAUGAAAAAGAAGUGCAAAUGUCAUGGUACUUCAGGCAGCUGCCAAUUUAAGACCUGCUGGUACGUGUCCCCUGAGUUCCGCCUGUUGGGCUCUAUGCUGCAGGAGAAGUUCCAGUCCGCUGUCUUCAUCAACUCGCAGAACAAGAACAGCGGCGUGUUUAACCCACGUGUUGUGUCAGGAACACUUAGUUCGGAGCUUGGCAGGGCUCAGCGUCGCAGCCUUUCCAGGGAGCUGGUUUACUUUGAAAAAUCUCCCGACUUCUGCGAGCGUGACGUGACCGUGGACUCGCCCGGGACUCAAGGGCGCAUUUGCAAUAAGAGCAGCCCUGGCAUGGACGCGUGCGACUCGCUGUGUUGUGGCCGUGGGCACAACAUCCUAAGACAGACUCGCAGCGAGCGUUGCCACUGUCGCUUCCACUGGUGCUGCUAUGUGCUGUGUGACGAGUGCAGGUUCACUGAGUGGGUCAAUGUGUGCAAGUGA
Messenger RNA from Trichomycterus rosablanca, 1287 nucleotides. RefSeq names its product wingless-type MMTV integration site family, member 10b (gene wnt10b). Gene Ontology annotation, biological process: canonical Wnt signaling pathway; neuron differentiation; cell fate commitment. Gene Ontology annotation, cellular component: extracellular region. Gene Ontology annotation, molecular function: frizzled binding; cytokine activity. Bases 1 to 1287 code for a protein of 428 amino acids. The record is from RefSeq and is a predicted model, not a curated record. Lineage: Eukaryota; Metazoa; Chordata; Actinopteri; Siluriformes; Trichomycteridae. The transcript has 4 exons.